AUGUCCUGCAGUGCUUUUGUUCAAAAACGACUGCUUUCCCUUUCCUCCUUCUCCGCAACCUCAUUCCCGAUAAACAUCACCGAACUCAACUGUCCGAGACCAUUGAUCUGGUACACCGAAUCCGACAUCACUUCCGACAUGUACUGCAUAGAUCGAUGCUGUUUAUCCUGUCCCUACACCAACAACUUCUAUCCCGAAGGCUCAUUAGACAACACGUUCAAGACUUUUGCCGUGUUCGGAAUUAUCAGUUUCUUCUUGAUGCUUAUGUUGGCGUUGUUGUUUUUGCUUUUGCCCAGUCAGAGGAAUAAUCAGACCACCAAAUUAAUCUUGCUACCGCUUGCUAUAAGUGUUUGUUUGUUCAAUGCAUCGGAAUUUUUUACCAUACAACAGCGGAAGAGUCAAUGCAUAAGUCCCGUCUUAAGGGCCAACACGCAUGACAACUAUAAUUGUGCAGCACAAGCAUUUUUCACAAUCGGGGGCGCGUACGCCAUUGCUUUCUGGGCGGCGUUACUAAUGCUGCAUUUACACAUGAUCUCAGUCUGGCGCUCCGAUUUCAUCAUCCACAAUAUCCUCUAUAUUAACAUAUUUGUUUGGAGCAUCUCCGUGUUGGUCGCCAUAAUACCCCUGGUGGUUAACCGAGUGGAAGCUGGAAACAUUUGUUUCAUUACCCUCAAUGAUUCCUCCUUAUAUUAUUGUUUCAUGUCUUUUAUUUAUGUCGCGUUCCUUGCUCACCUGAUGACCUUUGUCUAUAUGACUAAGGUGUCCAUUAAAGCCAACUGGAGAUUCUCAUCGGGCUCGGUGGUCAACAAACGUAUCUCAUUCGUGGAAGCUCAGCGCACGUUUAGCCAUGUAAAAACGGUGUUCACUCUCCAGUGGCGUGCAAUGUUGGGUGCAAUUUUGAUAAACCUUACACCAUCGGCUUCGAUUGAGCAAGGUGAAAAGUUUGGAAGGAUGAAUAGCAAUUCGAAGAGAAGCGGCGUUAACAUUAGAACACAUUCCACCAACAAAGCAUCGUCCUCGAGAUCAGAAGGUAUGGCAACCCAUACUACGAAUAGACCGAGUUCAAGCGACUCAUCGACUUCCCAAAAGUACACGGCUCCCACAACAGGAGGCACCGCAUCUUCCUCCUACGAGUCGGGAGGAGUUCUGUCCAAUUUGCCACCGUCGAUCCCCACGAGAAAUUCAUUGGGAAUCUUCCAAACUUCCGAUACAUUUGCCAAUAGCAGAAGGCAAUCUUUAAGACACAUAACGUUCGAAGAUGAUAAGCGAACCUCGUUCGCUUCUUUUCAUUCGGUCAGUGCACUGGAAGGAGCGGAUGCUGCUGCGUUGAAUAACAGGAUAAUAAUUUUCAAUCUAGCAAACCAACGAAAGAAACGACAAUCCCGGGAAUUGGCGAAAAAAAUUGCGAGAGAUAGUAUUACCGAGGUUUCAGAGGGUGAGACUUCUUCGGAUGGGAAUCAAGAGGACCAUCGGUCGAAGGGAAUGAACAUGCAGGCGAGAUUUAUCGAUUUGCGGGUAGUAAAUGGUGAACAUGAUAAAGCUGAGGAAAGUGAUGUUGAAUUUACGGCAAAAAGAAAAACAUUUGAAGACGAGGAACCCGAGAAAAAGAGGACAUCUAAUAAGAAUGAUGGUGGAGAUGGUGGCGAGAUGUAG
Messenger RNA from Acaulospora colombiana, 1653 nucleotides. Lineage: Eukaryota; Fungi; Glomeromycota; Glomeromycetes; Diversisporales; Acaulosporaceae. The record is from the annotation of a GenBank genome assembly.